ACAGAAAGAGAGGGAGAGAGAGAGAGAGAGAGAGCGAGCGAUCACAGUUAAAAAACAAAUAACGACACAACCACAACCUGGAUUUAAAGUUAAAGAACUUUAGCAUCUCUCUGAGCUCCCUGUGGCACCCUGAGGACAGGAUCGGUUCACGGUCAGGAUGAAGCUGACGGUCCUGAUGUUUGGUUUCCUACAUGUGUCCUUCGUCAGUGCGGGACUCUUCUCCCUCAACGAUCUGCAGCCCGCAGGAAGCUCUCUGUCCCGCGGCAGCAGGGCGCAGGUCCCGGAUACCGCAGAGCCUGUUAACCCCAAGAAGGGCAGAAAGAGGCCGCUGUUUGCGAGGAGAGGACAGUAUGAACGACAGAGAGUCCAGGUGCCGAAGGAAAGGCCCAAAAAGGUUCCUCUGAAUGACUUGGCCCCUCCUCCUGAUUCGGUGCUCAAACCUACGACGCAGAAGUGCUCUCAGCUCACGCAGAGCUGCAUGCCGCAGUCGGGCUGCUGCGACGCUGGAGCAACGUGCCACUGUCGCUUCUUCAACGCCAUCUGCUUCUGCCGGAGGAUGAGCUCACGACCAAAAACUUAGAGAAGAAAAAAAAACCUCAAGACUAACACACUGCAGGCUUCUGUACAGAUGCAUCCUAAUGACGACACAACGUGACUCAUCGUGUUGAAUUAAACUCUUUUAAAUGUGCAUAUGAAGAAGUUUCCAUGAAUGUAUACCUCUUAUGAAAGGCAGCUGCUUAUAAAAACAAUAUUACUCAUCUUUUCCUCAAACAUAUUCGUUCGUAUUUGAAGUUUUUUAAACAUUACUUUUUGUCUAUUAUCAUUUGUGUAUAAUGAUCCAUACUGCUGACAAUCUUGUAGCAUUUCCCCAGCGAUCUUGUGUUUCACUGCUUGUUUGAGUUGUUUGUUUAUAUUAUAUUAUGAUGUACGGUGGCCCUGAAGGCUCAACACAGUGCUUAUUACAGCCUGUGUCCAUUAAUGCCUUUUCAUACGCUGGCAGCGCCCACGACUUAGAUUUCAGCGCAUGUCUCUUAGCGCUAACUGUUGCUAGGUUACAAAAGUUGGCUCACAUCACUUCUGCGUCCCUUGGUAGUGACGCCGAUGUCUGUUAUUUUAAGUUUCUGCAAACAUGAAAUCAAUGACAAAAUAUCGGUUGUGCAGCAGCAAAGGAAUGGAGAGAAACUCAAUUCAAGACCCUCGGAUGAGUUUCUACUCCGCCAUUGUUGUUGAGAAAGCUGAUCUCAGAAGUGUUGAUUUUGAUUUAGAUUUUUUGAUCUCAGAACCCUCUUGAUUUUGAUUGGUCGGUGAGGGAGACGUGACAUUGUACUGUGAGACAAAAACGGCCCUUUUCAGAGUGCAGUUCCACAGCAGCGUUUUAACUAAGCUCCGCUCUCAUUAUGUCUGCAUUUGAACAUUCAUAUUUGUAACCCAAAGGCGCGAUAGUGGAGUUAAAGUCUCUGAAUUCUUAUUGCAGUGCGGCGUUGUUGAAGCACGAUGUGUAGAGAAAAAGCUGAAGCUCCACAUACACACACUUUGACAUGCACACACACACACACACACACAUCACUGCUCUCCCCUUCUGUCACUUCGUCCCCCCAUCGCGCCGCCAUGAUGUUCAGAUGAGCGGAGUCCAAGGUGCAACAUUUACGACCCUGCAAUGUCUCGCCAUUAUGGUUAAUUUCAUGGAGGCGUAAUGUGUGGCUGAAGGGAUCCCACCUCUGUGCCGUCUUCAGGAGUAGUAACAGCAGCAGAUCAGGGGUGGGAUCAGCGCUGAGUGUGUAUGUGGAGCUCCCACUGUUUCUCGUCACAUCGUGCUUCCACAUUGCCGUAACACAAUGUGAAUUCACAGACUGGAUACCAAACUUACAUCGUUGCGGUAUCUAUGAAUAUGCAAAGAUGUAAAGGUUGAGCUGAGUUGCAACGCCGUUAUGGAACUGUCUGAAACAAGCUGUAGUGAAGGCAGGACGUCACUGGGGCGUAAAUAUCGCACCCUGAACGAGCCGUCUGAUCGGGCUAAGGAGAGUGCGUUUUUGUGCUCAGGAUGCUGAGCGACAAAAAGAAGAAAAUGUGCGAUGCCAGCGCUAAAAAAAAGAAACUACCAAAAUGGAGACAGGCCCAAAAUAACACCCUUAGCACCCAAAAAAAGCGUCUUGACAACAUGUCAACAAAAUAAAAACAAAGAUGCAGAACAGAAAAAUGAACCAAAGACACAUUUAAUAUAUUAAAUAUCAAACUGUUUGUGUUGUUGCAACAUCUCGAUGUGUUUAUUUGGAGUGUUUUAAAUACAAAAUAUUCUUUGUCAAACUGAUGAAGGUGUUUGUGUUUCAUUUUUUUAUUUUGCACUUUGUUGAUCUCCUGAGAAACCGACGUGACGUCCUUAAUCGUUUGGAUUAAACAUUUAAGCUUGAUCUGCUUAAGGAAAAUGUAACAGUGCGAUGUAACAUGAAGUUAUAUGAAGCUUUUUUUUUAACAAUAAUAUCGAUCUCCUGCAAACGUAUUUCUGCUGUCUUUAAAGUGUUUGACAAUCACUUCACCUGCAGAAAGAGCAAUUCUUUAAAGCCCUGUAUUAGUUUAAAAAAUAAAACUGUACAAAUCAGUAAAGUGAUGUUUAAGUGCAACAUGUUGGUGAGGACAGCAUCCCACUCUGUAAAUAUGUGUGCACAUGUUUGUGUUGUGUCAGUGUUUCAGAUCGG
Labrus bergylta (ballan wrasse) is the source of this 2693-nucleotide messenger RNA. Its product is annotated as agouti-related protein-like. The record is from RefSeq and is a predicted model, not a curated record. Gene Ontology annotation, molecular function: type 1 melanocortin receptor binding; neuropeptide hormone activity. Lineage: Eukaryota; Metazoa; Chordata; Actinopteri; Labriformes; Labridae. Gene Ontology annotation, cellular component: extracellular region. Gene Ontology annotation, biological process: adult feeding behavior; neuropeptide signaling pathway; hormone-mediated signaling pathway.